ACUCAGCACUUACCAGAGUGGCUUGUUGUUAAGACAAAGGGUGUGCACUCCCUGGCCAGGAGACCUGAGCAGUGAGACUCCCUGCUGUCUGCACCGAGGCCCCAGGAUAUGCAGAACUUCCCUUUAGGGCCUGACCUGUCACCAUGAGGUCCUGCCUGUGGAGGUCUGGCCGCCUGGGCCGAGGUGUCCAGUGGUCCUUGCUCCUGGCCAUGCUGAUCUUCCUCCUCUUCGCCUUGCCCUCCUUAAUCAAAGAGCCUAGCACCAGGCCGUCCAGGUAUCAGUCCAGAGAGAACAUUAAAGAGAAAGCUGCAGAGUCACUACAAAAGGCUACGUCCCAGGCACCCGCUGUGGGCAGGAGGACUACCGGCUCUGUGGAGUCAGAGCCAGAGAACAGUGCCCUCAACACGCACCGCCAGCCCACAGCCCAUGCCGGGGCAGACAGCAGGACAGAGGCCGGCAAGGCACCCCCCAGGGAGCCGGGCAAAGUGGCCAGCGCCACACAGGUGGCAUUAACAAAGAGGCAGGAAAAAGAGAAAACCGUGGUGCGCACACCCAGAGGUCCAGACUCUGGGACAGAGGCCCCAUCACUGAAGAGUCAGGUCACAAAGACGACCAGAGGAAGGGGGGGCCAGACCCAGAAGGUGACCUCCACAAGGACGGCGUUGGCUCAGGGCAAAGCAGUCACCACCUCAAAGACACCCGUUCUAGACAGGCAGGGCACACUACUGCCCACCAGGGGAGCAGUGUCGACGAGGAGACAGAGGGGAGUGACCACAGCAGCCGUCCUGCCCAUGGAGAAGAAGGCUCAGGUCACCCCACCCGCUGCCCCUCUCCAGGGCCGCACCACACGGACAGCCCAGAGACAAAGGCUGAAGGCCGCCGACUUCAAGGCCGAGCCCCGGUGGGAUUUCCAGGAGAAAUACAGCAUGGAGGAGGGGGGCCUCCAGACGACCUGCACGGACUCUGUGAAGGUCAAAGCCUCCAAGUCACCAUGGCUCCGGAACCUUUUUCUGCCCAACCUCACCCUCUUCCUGGACUCCAGCCACUUCAACCAGAGCGAGUGGGAGCGCCUGGAACACUUUUCACCGCCCUUUGGCUUCAUGGAGCUCAAUCACUCCUUGGUGCAGAAGGUGGUGACACGCUUCCCUCCAGUGAGCCAGCAGCAGCUGCUCCUGGCCAACCUCCCUCCUGGGAGCUCCAGGUGCAUCACUUGUGCCGUGGUGGGCAAUGGGGGCAUCCUGAACAACUCCCAUGUGGGCCAAGAGAUAGACAGCCACGACUAUGUGUUCCGAUUGAGCGGGGCUGUCAUUAAAGGCUACGAACAGGAUGUGGGUACUAGGACAUCCUUCUACGGCUUUACUGCCUUCUCUGUGACCCAGUCACUUCUUAUCUUGGGCAACCGGGGUUUCCAGCACGUGCCUCUGGGGAAGGACAUCCGCUACCUGCACUUCCUGGAAGGCACCCGUGACUAUGAGUGGCUGGAAGCACUGCUUCUGAAUCAGACAGUGAAGACAAAGAGUCUGUUCUGGUUCAGGCACAGGCCCCAGAAAGCAUUCCGGGAAGACUUGCAAUUGGACAGAUACCUGUUGCUGCACCCAGACUUUCUCCGAUACAUGAAGAACAGGUUCCUGAAGUCUAAGACCCUGGACACUGUCCACUGGAGAAUAUACCGCCCCACCACUGGGGCCCUCCUGCUGCUCACUGCCCUUCACCUCUGUGACCAGGUGAGUGCCUAUGGCUUCAUCACCGAGGGCCACGAGCGCUUUUCUGAUCACUACUAUGAUAAGUCAUGGAAAAAACUGAUCUUUUACAUAAACCAUGACUUCAGGUUAGAGCAAGAAGUCUGGAAGAGGCUACACGAUGAAGGUAUAAUCCGGCUAUACCAGCGACCAGAAACCACCAAAGCGAAGAACUGACUGCAGCCGGAUGCAGUAGCCUCUUGCCACUCCCAAGGCACAGUGUACAGUGCCAGUCGUGAGACUCUUCUGUGGUCUUCCCGGGGCUCGGGCCAGCCGCGGAGCCCUUCAGGAGUCCGAGGGAACACGUGGAAAGAGGACAAGACUCUCCCCAGACGGCAAAUGAUUGGUCAUGGUUUCGAAGUUCUCUGGAACACUGCUGUAGGUUCUGAUGGAGAUUCCUGAGACCAGGGAUUUUUAACCAGAUGGGGUGAUGAGUGGGCAAUACCAAAAUUUCUGCUGAAAAGCAUCUUCCUGUCCAAAAGCUACCUAGUACAGAGGAAACAGCCAUAACUUACGGAGACAUGUAUUAAUAGAUUUGGUUAGAAUUCCAGAUCUUCCACUUAGCAGCUGUGAAACAUUGAAGGUGUUACUUAAUUUCAUUGCAGAUCAUCUAGAGGAGCCUUCCAGGGGCAUUACUCUAGAAGGGUCUGCUCUCUUCCUUGUCCUUGAGCUAUCUAACAAUUCUGUGCAUUGUAGAAAACUGAUGGUAAUAUAAAGGAUUCUUGUCCAUGGAGGUGCAAAUAAAUUUUGUACAAGGAA
Lemur catta (Ring-tailed lemur) is the source of this 2498-nucleotide messenger RNA. RefSeq names its product ST6 N-acetylgalactosaminide alpha-2,6-sialyltransferase 1 (gene ST6GALNAC1). The record is from RefSeq and is a predicted model, not a curated record. Lineage: Eukaryota; Metazoa; Chordata; Mammalia; Primates; Lemuridae. Gene Ontology annotation, molecular function: alpha-N-acetylgalactosaminide alpha-2,6-sialyltransferase activity. The coding region runs from base 144 to 1916 and encodes 590 amino acids. The transcript is spliced from 9 exons.